GGAAAGCUGUGAGAUGAGAAAACAGGAUGGCUGUUUGAAGAGCUUCGGUCGAUUUAUUAAGGUUUGUAGGUGCAGAAAAAGAGGAUGGAAAUGGAAUUGCCAAAUCAUGCCAAACAAUUGCUGCUGCAGCUGAACCAACAAAGAGCCAAAGGUUAUCUAUGUGAUGUCAUUAUAGUAGUAGAAAAUGCCCUCUUCCGGGCACACAAAAACAUCCUGGCAGCCAGCAGUAUCUACUUCAAGUCCCUUAUCCUUCACGACAACUUAAUUAACCUCGACACAGAUAUGGUCAACCCGUCGAUAUUUCGGCAGGUACUGGACUUUAUUUAUACAGGCAAGCUUUUGUCAUCAGAUCAGGUCAGUGACCACAAUUUUAAUGCCCUCCUGACGGCAGCAAGCUACCUCCAACUGCAUGACCUGGCUGCUCUCUGCAGAAAGAAGCUGAAACGCAAUGGAAGAUCCCUCCACAACAAACCUACAACCCCUACCAAUGGAAGAACUUCCAGGAACCAAAGGUUGUCCUCUACACCCGUCACCCCAAACCAAAUUUCAGGGUUUAAAGAUAGUGAAAAAACGAAGAGGCAAGAGGAGGUACUUAAAGACGAGUUAUCGGAGGAAGAGGUUUUUGCCGGGAAUGCCCAUUGUGCAACCUCGGCUAAUUCUCUCAGUCCUUCUACCAGUAAGAAUGGGAGCAAUGGCCCCAUUAAUAGCAGUGGUGGCCUCCUGGAGCUUGGCCUAGAUCUCUCCAAGAAAAGCCCUUCAGGGAGCACAGCCACUGAAGAAGUCAGUCCAAGCAGCAUCCCACAAGAAUCACCUCAGUCUGCCUCAGAAUCCACAGCCAAUAGUGCCUCGUUCGAUGAAAUAACCACCAAUCCACAGAACCUCACCGGUGGUGAGCCUAUGGAUAUAGGUGAAGGGGGGGAAUGUGAAGAGAGCCAGCACCCUCCAGAUCCUGACCCUGUCAAAUGCUCCCGUCAGACAUCACGACCAAGGCGGCAAGCUAAGGGCAAGAGCCAGAAAGGUGAAGAUGCAGAGCGAGCCAGUUUGCCCAAUGGUGUCGCCAAGAGGCUGAAUGUGGCAGGUGGGGGAAAGGUCAACUCUGAUCUGUCCUUCCAGUGUAAAGAGGAAGAUGAAGGCCUGGAGAACGGCCAGGAACAGAGUGAGGAAAGCGGGCAGAGUGAGAGCGAAGGUGGCCGCAACAGCGCCAACUAUGUGUACCGCCAGGAGGGGUUUGAGCCUGCUCUUGGUGACAACCUUUAUGUGUGCAUUCCCUGUGGUAAAGGCUUUCCCAGCUCAGAAGAACUGAACGCUCAUGUAGAAACCCACACUGAAGAAGAGCUGUACAUCAAAGAGGAGGAGGAUGAUGGCUAUCCAAAGGAAGAUGAGGCUGAGGCCGAGGACUUGUCAUCCCAGACCGUGCAAGCGCAUGGCACAGAGUCACGUCGCUUUUGCUGCACGGUGUGCAAUAAGAGCUACAAGGAUCCGGCCACACUGCGGCAGCAUGAGAAGACCCACUGGCUCACGCGACCCUUCCCCUGCAACAUCUGCGGCAAGAUGUUUACCCAGCGUGGCACCAUGACACGCCACAUGCGCAGCCACCUGGGCCUGAAGCCCUUUGCCUGUGAGGAGUGCGGCAUGCGCUUUACACGACAGUACCGCCUCACGGAGCACAUGCGGGUCCACUCGGGGGAGAAGCCCUAUGAAUGUCAGCUUUGUGGCGGCAAGUUCACCCAGCAGCGCAACCUCAUCAGCCACUUGCGAAUGCAUACUUCCCCAUCAUAAGCCAAAGACGCUCUGGACAGGAGAAUCUUCUUCAGCAAAAAGAUUUCAAUACAACGCACACCUCUUUUCUGUGAAGAUGAUGGCUAUGACUGGGCGACCCCAAAGGAAGUUUCGCUCCUGCCUUGACUAACAGGAGUAGUAGUUCAAAACAUGAAAGCCCUAAUGGUUGAAAGGGCAACCUUCCUCAAAUAUUGGUAUGUCAAUUUUUUUGGUUUGUUUUUUGUUCUUUUAUUUUUUUUAUUGCUCUUUAUUGCUCUGAAUGUAUAAUUGGGGUACUGAUGCUGUUUCAAGAUUCCUUGGGAUUACCAGACCACUACAAACCAGUCUUUGCACUGGUUUCAUGUCUUGGUCCACUUCAAAUAAUUGUCUUUUGGCUGUCCCAAGAAUACACCACUUCUCCUUCUUUGGUCUUUCGAAUAAGGGGUUCAGUAAUCUGAAAAUACAUCACAGAAUGUUUUAAUAUGACUGUAUCCUAAAAUUUCAUUUGAUUUCAAAAGAUUUAAAGUUAUUGAAUAUGAUACAUGAGGGUUUUUAAGAGUUUCAAAGAAAGUGUUGCAAGGCAUGAAAAGUGCUGUCUGUGGUGGUGUUUCAUAAAAGCUUUGUGCAGUCAACCAAACAAAUUUGCAAGAUUUUACUCUGUACCAUGUGCCCUUUGGCUAUUCCUAGUUGUAGAUAUGAAGCAGGGUCCAACAAAGCUUUCGUUCUACAGUAUCUUGAGGUAUUUUGGGACAUGUGCGCAAAUUCCUCAAUUUGAUACAGCUUCAGUUAUAAUUGCUGCAUGAACCAAUAGAUAUGUGGUGGCUUUGUAGUAGCCUUUAAGAUGAAUGAUGGAUGAAUGAUGGGCCACUCACUUAUUAGGCAGGUGCAGUCAAAUAUAUCUGCCAUGUGUGGUCAUAGGUGUCCAUUUAAGCUGUAUCGUUUACUCAUAUAGUAUACAGGGGUUUACUCUCAAAGAAAAGCCAAAAUGAACGGUACUUGUUUUAUAGAUAACUUAUUGUUAUACUUCUGUGAAUAUUUAAACUGGAAGUCCUUUUGAUAUUUCUUUGGGGUGAGACAGAAAGGUGAGGUG
Molecule: messenger RNA, 2848 nt
Organism: Pygocentrus nattereri (red-bellied piranha)
Lineage: Eukaryota; Metazoa; Chordata; Actinopteri; Characiformes; Serrasalmidae
Gene: hic2
Product: hypermethylated in cancer 2
Exons: 2
Coding region: 85-1779 (564 amino acids)
Biological process (GO): regulation of transcription by RNA polymerase II
Cellular component (GO): nucleus
Molecular function (GO): protein binding; RNA polymerase II cis-regulatory region sequence-specific DNA binding; DNA-binding transcription factor activity, RNA polymerase II-specific
Source: RefSeq, a predicted model, not a curated record